AUGGUCGUUACACUCUCCCAAGAUGCCCAUGAACUGGCAGGUAAAGUUGCCCUAGUUACCGGUGGCAGUCGGGGUAUUGGCUCCGGCAUUGCGCUGGAGUUGGCCAAGAAGGGUGCCUCGAUCGCUAUCAACUAUGCCCGGGACCCCGUUUCCGCCGAAAAGAUGGUCCAGGAGAUUCAGGCUGUGGGCAGCCAUGCAGCCGCCUUUCAGGCCAAUUUGACCCAGGUUGACGCCAUUGAAUCCCUUUUCCAACAGGUUGUGGCACACUUCGGUCAACUGGAUAUUGUUGUUUCCAACUCUGGAACCGAGAAGUUUGUCUCGCUGGCCGAUACCACCCUCGAUGAUUUCAACGAAGUGUUCGAUCUCAACACCCGCGCCCAGUUCUUUGUCGCUCAGAAUGCCUACAAAUACAUUCAGCCGGGUGGCCGAGUGGUGCUAAUGUCGUCCAUCGCCGCAGGCGUUGGCGUCCCGGGUCACUCAUUGUAUGCCGGCAGCAAGAGUGCGAUAGAGGGCUUCACUCGCUGCUUUGCCGCCGAUUUCGGAAAGAAGCGAUGCACAGUCAAUGCCAUUGCCCCGGCUGGCGUGAAGAGUGACAUGUGGCUGAAGAACGCAUGGCGCUAUGCGCCUGGAUGCGAUCAGAGCUCGUCCAUCGAGGAGAUCGAGCAAGCCUUGGCAAACGGUAGCCCCUUGAAGCGGUGCGGUGUGCCGGCCGACAUUGGCCGCGUUGUGGCAUUCUUGGCUAGCCCGGGAGGGGAAUGGAUCAACGGUCAAAUCUUGCCGUUGAAUGGAGGUGCCAAUAUUUGA
Messenger RNA from Penicillium odoratum, 804 nucleotides. It is a transcript of the gene arp2, whose product is annotated as hydroxynaphthalene reductase arp2. Gene Ontology annotation, molecular function: oxidoreductase activity. NCBI's taxonomy places the organism in Eukaryota, Fungi, Ascomycota, Eurotiomycetes, Eurotiales, Aspergillaceae. The record is from RefSeq and is a predicted model, not a curated record. The coding region runs from base 1 to 804 and encodes 267 amino acids. The transcript is spliced from 2 exons.